AAAAUAUAAAAAAGUAACAGAGAGAAUCCCAAAAGGAGAAGGAGAGAGAGAGAGAGAGAGAGAGAGGGGAAAACAGCUCUAGAGAGAGAAAAAGUAAACUCCCAAACCUCGACGCAUCUCAUCUCAAUUCUCAACUGAGAGAACAAGUUUCGUCUCUCCUUACUUCCAAGGAGAGAGAGAGAGAGACCGCGCCAUGGAUUCGCAGAUCUAUGGCCUCUUCCUUUUCAUACUCCUCUUCACUUCCUCCGCCGCCGCCGCAUUGUCCUCCAACCGCCACCCGACCCCGAAGCACAAGACGCCGUCGUCCUCGCAGCCGCCGACGAACAACUCGACGCCAGUCAACUCCAACUCGGUCCUGGUCGCCCUCCUGGACUCGCAUUACACCGAGCUCGCCGAGUUCGUCGAGAAGGCCCUCCUACUGCAGACCCUCGAGGCCGCCGUCGCCCGCCACAACAUCACCAUCUUCGCCCCCAAGAACGAGGCCCUCGAGCGCGACCUUGACCCCGAGUUCAAGCGCUUCCUCCUCGAGCCCGGCAACAUCAAAUCCCUCCAGUCCCUCCUCCUCUUCCACAUCUUCCCCACCCGCCUCGCCUCCCACCAGUUGAACGGAGUUUUGCCUCACGAAUGCAAGACCCUCUUCAACGACGAGCACGUCGAUCCCCUCGACAUGCCCAAGGUCGUCCGCCCGGACGACGUGGUCCGUCCCGACGGCGUCAUCCACGGCAUCGAACGCCUCCUGAUCCCCAGAUCCGUGCAGGAGGACUUCAACCGGAGGAGGAACCUCCGUUCCAUCUCCGCCGUCUUCCCCGAAUCCUCUCCGGUCGUAGAUCCCCGCACCAACCGGUUGAAAAAAGCCGCCCCGGUUCCCGCCGGUUCUCCUCCGGUCCUCCCAAUUUACGACGCUAUGGCGCCGGGGCCGUCCCUGGCGCCGGCGCCCGCCCCGGGCCCGGGCGGGCCCCAUGGCCACUUCGACGGGGAGAGCCAGGUUAAAGACUUCAUUCAGACCCUGCUGCACUACGGCGGGUACAACGAACUGGCCGACAUUCUGGUCAAUUUAACGUCGCUGGCGACGGAGAUGGGGAAGCUGGUUUCGGAAGGGUACGUCUUGACGGUGCUGGCGCCGAACGACGAGGCGAUGGCGAAGCUGACGACGGACCAGCUGAGCGAGCCGGGGGCGCCGGAGCAGAUCAUCUACUACCACUUAAUUCCGGAGUACCAGACGGAGGAGAGCAUGUACAAUGCGGUGAGGAGGUUCGGGAAGGUGAACUACGACACGCUGAGGGUGCCGUUCAAGGUUGUGGCGGAGGAGGCGGACGGGUCGGUGAAGUUCGGGGAAGGCGACGCGGUGGCGUAUCUGUUCGACCCGGAUAUCUAUACGGACGGGAGGAUCUCGGUGCAGGGGAUUGACGGGGUGCUCUUUCCGGUGGAGGUGCCAUCGACGCCAGUGACGAAGGCCGCGCCGGUGGCUAAGGCCGUUGCCCCUCAGCGGAGAGGGAAGUUGAUGGAAGUAACUUGCGGAGUUCUCUGGGCUAUCGGACAGGAUUCCCAUCUCACCGCGUGCCAAUGAUUUUUUUGUUCUCUUCAUUAGUUUCUUGAAAAUCCCCAAAGAAAGAAGAAUGAAACUCGACAUUUCGUAAAAAAGGGUACGGGUACAUAAACGUAUUUCUUCGCAAUCUUCAUUCGUAAUUCGGUUUAGGUGCGUUGUGUCCUAACCGAAUUUUUUUUUUUUCUUUUCUUUUCUCAGUUCAAUAUUGACGGGAUCUGCUAUUCCACUGGCCAUAGAUUGGAGUGAACAGAAGGGCUUUUGUUUGUUACUCCUAUUUUGUUAAUAAGUGCUGUAAUUACAUAUCAUUUUUUCAUGUAUUUACCGGUUUCGCCGACACUCUAUGCAAACACGAAUUAUAUGUGAAGAAUAUACUUCCCCUUUCAAUCA
This is a messenger RNA of Rhododendron vialii, 1933 nucleotides long. RefSeq names its product fasciclin-like arabinogalactan protein 16. The transcript has 2 exons. The record is from RefSeq and is a predicted model, not a curated record. Bases 194 to 1567 code for a protein of 457 amino acids. Lineage: Eukaryota; Viridiplantae; Streptophyta; Magnoliopsida; Ericales; Ericaceae.